AAAAAAUGUAAUAAUAAUGUAUGAAGCGAACGAGACAGAUAGCGUCGCGUCGCGUCGCGCCGUUUGUCGGCAUACCGCACUAAAGCCACGCCCCGUCUCGACGCGCCUCGUCGGACGUGCGUGACGAUUAGAUUGUGCCCGGACGUGAGAUCGCUGGAACGUGAACGAUUUUAGGAGGGGGAAAUCACUCACCAUCCGCCUGUGACGUCAGUAGCGGGGUUGUGCCUUGCAGAGAUGGAUACGAGCGCGUCUCGGUUGCGUGGCUCUAAAAAUGGAUGCCGACGGUCACGUGAUGCGGCUGCACCAAUCGUCGAUUGUCGAUUUCGAAAAAAAAACACGCCGAUUCAAUGGCCGAAUUCGAAAUCAAUGGCAUUUAAAUCAAUUAAAAGAACCAAACACACGGCUCCUAUGAAUAAUGAAUGAAUCAAUAACCAGAUCCUCCAACAUCUUAAAGAAACUCAUGCUUUAAAAAAAGGAUAAGAAAGAAAAAAAGAGGUUCAUCACGUUAUGGAAAAAGCGAAAGAGCAUCUCCAGCUCCUUCAAGGCAUUCUACACUCUUCAUUCUGCGAUUCAAAAUUAAUUUUUCCGAGAAAAUUAUUUAUUUUUUAUUGAAAGAACAAAAAAAAAAUUACCAGGUGUUUUAACAUUUAUACUGCAAGUGGUCGAUUAGACACGCUUCAAGAGCUGCAAUUCAGGAAUCGACAUCGGUAAGAACCUACGAUGUGUUAACGCAACAUAAUACUGCAAUGUUAAUGGUAUCAUGACAAUGCUGUAUCUUGAUUAUUAUCAAAUCAUAAUACCAGAGUGAAAUCCUGUUACAUCUUCAUAUUUAGAAAUGAUUUUGAACCCAGUUUAUUAAAUAUGCAAGCAGACAGAAUUGAAGUCUCUUCAAAUAUGUUAGAUUCAAGUUAUUUGAACUUUAAUAAUUCAAGAAAUUUACAAAAUUUUCAUAAUGCCAGGAUUCAUUAUAUGAAUGAUGUUGAUGAUGAUAGUGAUGAUGAUGCCAAUGUUCUGUCUACUCCAAAGAAAAACAAUACAUUAUCCAUUCAUUAUAAAGGAAAUGAAGCUUAUGGUUUCCAAACAAGUUUUCCUGAUUUCAUUCAAAAAUCCUACUCAAAAAUAAAAAGUAUUGAAAAAGAAUUGAAGUUGAAUGAGGAAUUUAAAAUUCGGCAAGAUCCAAAAUUGAAAUUUGAAUGCAAAGUUGUUUGUGAAAGAUUGAACAUUAAACUUGAUGAUGGGAAAUGCACAAAGAUUCAAAGGAAAGAAGGAAAUUUCAUUUCAAAUGAAGAGAAUUAUAGUACAGACAAAAACUUUUUUAUUGGCCAGACUCUACCCGACAUGAGUCACCUUUGGAAUAUAACGCAUGCAAUUACACAAAUAGAUUCACAGUUUUUGUUGAACAAUAAAAACAUCAAUAAUAAAGCAUUGGGGAAUGAGAACGACAGAAGCAACAGUCUGCAGCCCUCGACGUCUAGACCGCUGACUGAAAUCGAAGUUAUUAUAAUUCGAAGUCACGUGAACAACAUUUUAUCUGAGAUAGUUCCAGAAAUUAAGGAAAAUGAAUCUUUAGGCAUGAAUACUUCACGGCAAAGAAAGCGGAGAAAAAGAAGUCUACCUAAAAGUAAACAAGCCAAAAAAGCCUAUUCUCAGAAAGAAAACGAAUGUAAUAAGUACAAAGCCACGCAAAGAAAAUACAUUGAAGAAGUUGUUGAUUCUUCUCGAGAAAUGCAAAUUCUUGACAGUGAAGAGGCUGUAGAACGGGUCAAAAUUGCCACACCGGGAUCAGGAUGUGAAAUUGAACGUAGCUAUCGAGAGACAGGACCAGUGGUAGGAACCUCUUUGUACUGGAGAUCAGGUGUCAAGAAUGAAGACGAAAUUGUCAUCAAAAAGGAACCGGAGUGGGACGUUGAUGCAAACACUGAUCAUUUGUCUUGUUUGCAAUUUGUAAUCGAUAGCUCAAGUAUUAAAGCCGAGCACAAUAGUACCGCUAUGGAGAAUGAUCUGCCUUUGGAAAAUGGAGAAGAGACGAUACAUAAAAAUAACAGCACAUAUUUUCAAGACGACUACAUUUAUGAAGAUUUCAAACACGAAAUAAAAAGAAAAUUUGAUGACGAACCCGACUGUAUGAAUAAAGAAAACAUACAAGAGGAAGAAAGAUAUCUGACUGUUAAAGAUUUACGAUGGAAUAAUAAUAAUCCUGAUAUUCUGCUGGAUCCAAAAUUAAAAUUACAAUGCAAAGUUAUUUGUGAAAAAUUGAAUUUUGAAAGUUUCCACUUCCAAAAUUUAAAGUUGCAGCAGAACGAAAACGAUGUAUCAAAUAUCAAGAACCACGAAGGAAAUAAAAAAACAAGAAAGAAGUGGUUCAAUCGUGACAGGCACGGGAAAAAUUAUAUAAGAAUUAGUAACUUAAAUCCAAAAUGUAUUAUUAAAUUGAGAUUAGCCAGAAAUCACGUUUUGAAAAGGCAUUUAUUCAUUUCGUCGAGAAAGAAGCUGGAGUGUCAUAUUUGCAAGAAGACGUUUUCAUAUCAUAUAUUAUACGCCAAUCAUCUGUUUGUACAUUCCAAUAAAAGAACUUACCAUUGUAAUGUCUGUAAAAAACAGUUUUUCUUCAAAUGUUAUUUCGAGGAACACACGAAAUCACAUAUAGAAGGGACUCCGUUUUCUUGUUCAAAAUGCAAGAAGAGAUUUAAACUUUUUUCUGAAUUAGCGAAGCACAGGAAAUAUCAUUUCAAAGUUAAACAUCGCUUGAAAGUCAGCCAUGACCCAUGCAAACAUUAUGUAAAGGAAGUUAAGCCGAAAAAAGCAAAGUAUCCUGAAAAUAGACUAUUUCCGUGUGAGAUUUGUGGGAAAAUAUUUCAUUGUCAAAAUUAUUUUGGGACCAAUUUAAGGUAUAAUUCUGAUAAAAGGCCAGUAUGCGAAUUCUGCAGAAAAAGUGCAAAGUGUAAAAUGCGUUUUUCAUGCGAACUCUGUGGAAAACAAUAUAAGACUAAAUCUAACUUAAAACGACAUCUGCAUAGUCAUUACAACCUAAAAGCUUUUCAAUGCAAAUUAUGCCUUAAAUCAUUUAACUUAAAAUCAUUAUUAAUGGCGCAUGAGAAGAUUCAUUCAUAUGUGAGGUCGUUCUUGUGUAAAAUCUGUGGAAAAAGUUUUAAGAAAAAGACUGAUUUGAAAAUACACGAACGGUCUCAUUCUUACAGACUUCAGAAUCACAUGAACAACGAUAAAAUACAUUGUUCAUGUGAUUGUGAAGUCUGUGGAAAACAAUUUAAGAAUAGAAAUUACUUAAAACAACAUCAGAGUGUUCAUAAAAACACAAGAGCUUAUCAAUGCAAAUUUUGCACCAAAUCAUAUAAGUGGAAAACAUCAUUACUGGCCCAUAUGAAGGUUCACUCAGGUGUUGGGUUUACUCAGGUUUGGGUCUUGUGUGAAAUCUGUGGAAAAGAAUUUAAGAAUAGAAAUUGCUUAAGACAACAUAAGAUGAUUCAUACCAACAUAAGAGCUUAUCAAUGCAAAUUAUGCACCAAAUCAUUUAAGUUGAGAUCAGGAUUAAUGGUCCAUCAGAAGAUUCACUCAGGUGUGAAGCCUUUCUUGUGUGAAAUCUGUGGAAAAGCAUUUACGAUGAGAAACGGUUUAACACGUCAUCUGAUAUGUCAUAGCAAAGAAAGAUCUUUUCAAUGCAAAGUUUGCACCAAAUCAUUUAGUAACAGAUCAGCUUUAAUGGAACAUCAAAAUUACAAUCAUUUGGAGGUAAUAAUGCCUUUCUCGUGUGACAUUUGUGGAAAUGCUUACAAAACACGGGCAUUACUAAUUGAACACAACGUGAGUCAUGCCAAUAGCAAACCUUUUGGAUGCGAAAUUUGUCUCAGGCAUUUUGAAGUGAAAUCAGCUUUAAGAUCGCACAUAAGAAUGCAUUUUACAAAAGCCUAAAGAUACUGCAUGCAACAUAUGCAGAAAGAAUUUUAAGCAGAAACUAAAGUUAAAAGACACAUAGAAGAACCCAUUUUAAGAAAAGCUAUGAAUUUUUUGAAAGAUGUUUUAAGCUGUCAAGUGAAUUAACUAUGCACAAAAGAACUUGUUCUAAAGAAAGACUUCAGUCAGAAAGUUGGUAAGAUAUAGAGUCAUAUGGAUGAUUUUACUAUAACACAUAAGCAAACUGUGAUGAGAGGUCAAAAUUUGAAUCAAAUUGGUCUCGUAAUUUCUUUUGGAUAUUUCAAGUUGGGCUAUUAUUCUUGAAUACAGGUAAAAGAGAGAUCAGACUAUCGUAAUGAAAUGGUUGUUAUAACAAUCUUUAAUGUGUUCAAAUUUUGUAUAGGCUGUAAAGUAUGUUUUAAUUUCAAACUUUAAUAAAGAAUGCUGAAUGAUCUCUGCAAAAAAUUCAAAAUUUUCUGACAAUUCAAGUUUUUUCAGUUAAGACAUGGAAGGAAGUAAAGUCAUGAGAAAAGUCAGCAGUGCAACUGACUCCUUGCCAGUAUUUCAUUUUUUCAAGUGACAUCUAGUUUAUCGGCCUGUAGUUUGGUUUUUUCUGCUAUAUGAAUCUGGAAACGGGAUGGCAAAGGCCAAGGGAUGCAAGUUCAAACACAGGCUGACUUGUAAACAUUUAUGAGUUGUCUGUCUGGAUAGGUCAUGUCCUUUACUUUGGCAAGUAGGUACCAGCUUUGGGAGAAGUGUCUAAAGUGAUCAAAUUUCAUUAAAUCAUCCCUUCAUUAACAGAAGAAUCAUUUGAAGACUCAUUUGAGAGAAACUUACAUUUCAUCAUCAUCAGGUUAUUCUGACUAAAGAAACAAAAUGUAAGAGGAGAACUGACUUUGAAACUGAGCUCUGAAUAACAAUAAUUAUUAUUAUUUGGUUUCAUAUCAAUUGUU
This is a messenger RNA of Centruroides sculpturatus (bark scorpion), 4862 nucleotides long. Its product is annotated as zinc finger protein 540-like. Gene Ontology annotation, biological process: regulation of transcription by RNA polymerase II. Gene Ontology annotation, molecular function: RNA polymerase II cis-regulatory region sequence-specific DNA binding; DNA-binding transcription factor activity, RNA polymerase II-specific. The transcript has 14 exons. Gene Ontology annotation, cellular component: nucleus. The coding region runs from base 862 to 3927 and encodes 1021 amino acids. The record is from RefSeq and is a predicted model, not a curated record. NCBI's taxonomy places the organism in Eukaryota, Metazoa, Arthropoda, Arachnida, Scorpiones, Buthidae.